Messenger RNA from Neoarius graeffei (lesser salmon catfish), 1839 nucleotides. Its product is annotated as probable flap endonuclease 1 homolog. The record is from RefSeq and is a predicted model, not a curated record. The transcript has 11 exons. The coding region runs from base 706 to 1599 and encodes 297 amino acids. Lineage: Eukaryota; Metazoa; Chordata; Actinopteri; Siluriformes; Ariidae. Gene Ontology annotation, cellular component: nucleus. Gene Ontology annotation, molecular function: magnesium ion binding; DNA binding; RNA-DNA hybrid ribonuclease activity.
UCAUCAUGGGAAUCAUGAAAUUAGCAGAUUUGAUUCGUGGUGAAGCUCCAGAGGCGAUAAGUUACAAAGGGAUCGGAGAUUACUCUGGUGAUUAAUUCAACUGCGUCAAUUGCGCUAGCUAGCUAAAUCAGACUAGCCUGCCUCAUCUACUGCCUGGACUGUAAACAUUAGACACUGUAGAUAGAAGGUUUCCUCCGGCAGAGAGAGAGAGAGAGAGACAGAGAGAGAGAGAGAGAGAGAGAGACAGAGCGCGUCUGUGCUGACUGAUGUGUAAACACAGAAAUGAGGGCGUUUAUAAAUGCGCGCGCGCGUCAAACAGCUCGCUGCAUGGCCUUUAAAUGGCUGACUUGAUGCUCUGGCUUCAGAUUAUUAUCACAUUAUUUUAAUCAUCAUCUCUGUCUGUUUCAGGAAAAAUCAUUGCACUUGACACCUCCAUUAUGAUGAACCAGUUCCGUUCAGCUCUCCCUAAUCUGACAUUAAGAUAUCCCCAGUGGCAUGCCUGGGUGAAGAAAGAGACGGCUGGGCAGGGGUAGGCAUGGCUUGGGAGUGCUGGAGUUGUGUGGCUAAGAGGUUGAGUGAGUUGGACAGGGUGGCCAGGUUCUGGGUGAUCUGUCUGAGUUCCUGUUGGUGGGUCCUGAGGAGGGCUCCUUGCUGCUGCAUAGCCGUUCUCAGAUGGUUAAAUUCUGCUGACCAGAACGUACUGUUAUGAAUGAUGAGAUGUGCUUGUUAGGUGCGUUCUACCGCACACUGACUUUCCUGGAGCACGGCAUCAAGCCGGUGUUUGUGUUCGAUGGAGUUCCUCCUGAGCAAAAGAAAGCUGUGCUGGAGAAAAGAGCACAAAUUGCAGGCUGGACCACAGAACGCCCUCAAACCAUGUCGUUUAAAACCCAGGAAUACCUCCGUCUCCUCCAGCUCCUGGGCGUUCCCUGUGUCCAGGCUCCUGGUGACGCCGAGGCGUUUUGUGCUCAGUUGGUCCGCGGCGGUGUGGUGGACGCUGUGGCAUCAGAGGACAUGGACACGCUGGCGUUCGGAGGGGCGGUCCUCCUUCGGCAGUUCAGUGCGAAGAAAGAUAGUGAGGUGAUGGAGUUCUCACUGCCAAAGUUGCUGCAGAUCCUACAGCUGACACAAACGGAGUUUGUGGAUCUGUGUAUUUUACUGGGAUGUGAUUACUGUGAGAAGAUCACAGGGUUGGGGCCGAGUCGAGCGCUGAAGCUCAUCCAGCAGCACCGGACUAUAGAGGACGUGAUACUCAACAUCAACAAGAAGACACACCCAGUCCCUUUAACUUGGCAGUACGAGGCUGCGCGGAGGUUGUUCCUGGACUCGUCCCCGUGUGAGCUGCCCUGUCUGCAGUGGAGCGAGCCAAAUGAAGAAGAGCUGGUGAAGUUCCUGUGUCAGGAGAGACAUGCCAAGGAGGAGAAGGUGCGACGGAGGAUGGAGAAGUUCCGGCAGAAUCUCACCCACAGGAAGAAGGAGGGAGAGGAGAGAAAGGAACCAGGCAGACAGACAAAUCUGAGCGAAUUCUUUCGUGCGACACGGAAGAGACAGCCUACAGGUGCAGGAGGAUCCACAGCCAGCAAGCAACCGAAAGCUGAAUGAUGCAGUUUAUUAAGCCCUAAUGAGAGACAGAAGUCGAUUACUGUAUUUUGGUCUGAUUUCUGUUUUAUUUUAACUUGUGUCUGUCAUCAUGUACUAAAUUCAAGUAGCUCGAAUUUGUUGAUUGUAUUUUUAAAGCAUGUGAUCAUGGUAAAUACACUAAGUUUUAUAUGUUUCCAAGUUUUUUAUUUAUUACUCGUGUCCAAAGUUUUGAUGUUAAAAUACAGUAUUUCUGCUCUUUAA